Molecule: messenger RNA, 828 nt
Organism: Helobdella robusta
Lineage: Eukaryota; Metazoa; Annelida; Clitellata; Rhynchobdellida; Glossiphoniidae
Exons: 7
Biological process (GO): protein phosphorylation
Molecular function (GO): protein kinase activity; ATP binding
Source: RefSeq, a predicted model, not a curated record
UUGACAGACAAAUAUUUAAUUGGCAAUGAGAUUGGAAUUGGAAAUUUCUCUAUUGUCAAAGAGUGCAAAGACAAGAAAAGAGGUAUUGUUAUGGCAUUAAAAAUAAUUGAUCAAAACAAAAUUGAAAGAAAUCAUGAGAGGCUCAUGAAAGAAAUUAAUAUCAUGAAAAGACUGAAACAUGAAAAUAUCUUGCGUCUUAUCAACAAGUUUGAAACUCAGGAGCAUAUAUAUCUCGUGCUGGAAUACAGCCAAGUUGGAAAUUUGGGAGAGUUUUUAGUUAAUACAGAAUAUUACAAUGAACAAGAUAUCAGUGGGAUGCUUCACAACAUUGCAACUGGUCUCCAUUACAUACAUUCUAAUAAAAUUAUUCAUAGAGAUAUCAAAUUUGAAAAUGUUCUGAUCCACGAAGAUUCCUCCGGAAGUAAAUUGAAAAUAUGUGACUUUGGGUUGGCUUGUGAAUUUUCUGAUAGGCUGACUGUAAUCUGUGGUACACCACAUUUUAUUGCUCCUGAGAUGCUUUCGCAACAUGGAUAUGACUGCAAAGUUGACAUCUGGUCUCUUGGAGUUAUGUUUUAUAUACUUCUGUUUGGCAUGGCACCAUUUUCUUGUUCAAGUAAUGACUUCAAUGACAUUUUUGAAAGAAUAAUGAAAAAUGAAAUUGCCACACCAUCGGAAAAUUGGUCGCACGUAUCUCCGGAAGCCAUAAGCCUCUUAGAAUGUACAUUUCAAAGAGAUGUCGAUAAAAGAUAUACAGCAAGCGAAAUACUUAAUUUUCCUUGGAUUUCAGUUUGUUAUUAUAUUUUAUUGGAAUUUAAUAAUUUAUUUUGA